Molecule: messenger RNA, 1556 nt
Organism: Chlorocebus sabaeus (green monkey)
Lineage: Eukaryota; Metazoa; Chordata; Mammalia; Primates; Cercopithecidae
Source: RefSeq, a predicted model, not a curated record
UAGAGAUGGGGGUUUCACCAUGUUAGCCAGGCUGGUCUUGAACUCCGGACCUCAGGUAAUCCGUCCGCCUUGGCCUUCCAAAGUGCUAUUUAUUUUGUUAUUAAGAAAGAUGUGUAUCAGGGAAACUAAAAAAUAACAGACCAUUGGUGAAAUUCCAUAAAAGCGACAAUGCAGCCAAGGUUUAAAGGUAUUUAAGGGCAGACGCAGAAAUUACGUUCCCGCCCCACCCCCCUACCCCCAGCGAUUAUUAGAACUACUUGAGAAAACUGAGUCCAUAAAAACUCAGCAAAGGGGCACCACAAGCAUUCCACUUAAACACAGUCUACCCAUCUGAAGCCAUCAGAUCGGGGAAGGGAUGUAGGUCGUAAAGUUCUUUGCCAUCCCUGUGAGGGGCAGAGUCGGGCGAGGGAAGAUUCCAGAUCAGCGUGGAAGUGUCUGCUGGCUGCCUACAGACACCCGGGUAUCGCAAGGCUCCCAGGCGCUCUGGGGCUGUCAUCGACAGCUAGGCUUUCUCUUGUGACCCCGGCAACUACCGAGCACUCGCAGGCCCCACAGGCAGCCUCAGAGCGCGGAGUGAAGCUCGCCAUACUUCGAGCGUGCGCCUUCCUGGGCCGACGUGGCCCGGAAGCACUUGGCGUGGGUUUCCGGGAUGCUGUGAGCACCAGGACUUAUGGGCGGGGCGGGUCACUGCAGCUGCGAGCGCUGCCUUUCGGCUCUCGGCUAUAGCUUCCGAACACCGGCUUGAGUCCUAAGCUGCGGACUCGCCUGCUGAGUGGGCAUCUCGCAGGCCAGCCAGAUGCUGCUUUGGGGCCGAGUUGGACUUCUUGUUUAUUUUUUGUUGUUGACGCUUACUAUCUUCGGAAAAAGAGGCAUCGAUUCCCAUUCUCGGGACUUCCCAGAUGUUGCUGCAACUGGGGGAUUAGAGGAAUGGUGCACCCUGGGACCCAGUGUUCAAGAUGUCAAAGCGAGGACGUGGUAGGUCCUCUGGUGUGAAAUUCCGGAUUUCCUUGGGUCUUCCAGUAGGAGCUGUGAUCAACUGUGCUGAUAACACAGGAGCCAAAAACCUGAAUAUCAUCUCCAUGAAGGGGAUCAAGGGAUGGCUGAACAGACUUUCCACUGCUGGUGUCGGUGACAUGGUGAUGGCCACAGUCAAGAAAGGCAAACCAGAGCUCAGAAAAAUGGUACAUCCAGCAGCAGUCAUUCGACAAUGAAAGUCAUACCGAAGAAAAGAUGGUGUUUAUUUCAGAGAUAAUGCAGGGGUCAUAGUGAGUAAUAAAGGCGAAAUGAAAGGUUCUGCCAUUACAGGACCAGUAGCAAAGGAGAGUGCAGACUUGUGGCGCCUGAUUGUGCAUUGCGUGAUUCUCCAGUAUAUAAAAAAAAAAAAAAAAAAAAAAAAAAAAAAAGAAAGAAAGAAAGAAAAACUUUAAAGCCAUUAAAAAAAGUCAUUAAAAAGUAUUCGUCCCCCCCAAAAAAAUACAUCUUAAUAACAGUUGAAGGUAAAGUACCACCAAGUUUAAUAAAGACUAAUUAAUGCUGAGUUUUAUCAGCAUUUUUUA